Danio aesculapii is the source of this 2255-nucleotide messenger RNA. It is a transcript of the gene mkxb, whose product is annotated as mohawk homeobox b. Gene Ontology annotation, molecular function: RNA polymerase II cis-regulatory region sequence-specific DNA binding; DNA-binding transcription factor activity, RNA polymerase II-specific. The coding region runs from base 238 to 1257 and encodes 339 amino acids. Gene Ontology annotation, biological process: cell development; regulation of transcription by RNA polymerase II; muscle organ development. The record is from RefSeq and is a predicted model, not a curated record. NCBI's taxonomy places the organism in Eukaryota, Metazoa, Chordata, Actinopteri, Cypriniformes, Danionidae. Gene Ontology annotation, cellular component: nucleus. The transcript is spliced from 7 exons.
CGGAGAUCAGCUGUAUUCAUGUUCAGGGGCGCAGGAGACUCCAGAGCUGCUCCAUAUAGUGGAGAAGCGCAGAUGCUGAGUGCAGAGCUGCAGAUGAAGAUGAGCUGACAGGAUGCUGGACGACUCCGAAAUUACACUAUAGCGACGCACAGGGGAACUUUGUUGCGUCGUAGUAAUUUAAGGAAAAUACUCCCUAUAGAGACAUUGGAGGUACAUGGAUUUGGCACAUGGCAGUGAAUGGAGAUGAACACGGCAGUCUUCAGUAAGUUCGACCAGCUGCGCUUUGAGGAAAGCGGACAAAAUGUUGAGAGAGGCAGCAGGAGUUAUUUAGAGCUGAUUGAUGGACAACGUUCAGAUUUACUCACAAGCCACAAAGUGAUGGAUGGCAACGACGCUCUCAAACACAGGAGAAACGGUGGAGGGAAGGUGCGACACAAGCGUCAGGCUCUUCAGGAUAUGGCUCGACCGCUGAAGCAGUGGCUCUACAAGCACCGGGACAAUCCUUAUCCCACCAAGACUGAGAAGAUACUGCUGGCUCUGGGGUCCCACAUGACCUUGGUUCAGGUGUCAAAUUGGUUUGCAAAUGCAAGGCGUAGACUCAAGAACACAGUUCGACAGCCGGACUUGAGCUGGGCCUUACGUAUAAAACUGUACAACAAAUAUGUACAAGGCAACGCUGAGAGACUGAGCAUUAGCAGUGAUGACACAACAUCAGACGAUGGGGAGAACAAUUUACAGAUGCAGGCCAGCGAAUCCGACUAUAACAGAGCCGUACACAAGAGCGUUAUUCAAGACAGCAGAGUCAAAGUGGCCCGAAGCACAGACCCCUCGGUUUGUGAUGAUUACGUGUCUCCACCGAAAUACAAGAACAGCUUGCUGAACCGCUAUCUGAACGAUUCCCUUCGCCAUGUAAUGGCCUCUGAUAAAGUUAUGGACUCUCGGAAGAGGAACCAUUCGGGAUCGUUUAGCUCCAACGAGUAUGAGGAUGAUUUUCUCUCACCCUCUUCAGAAGCUGAGGCAAACUUCACCUACCGCACAGUGACGCUGGACUGCGGCACACGCCAGAGCGAGAGCGGCGCACGUAAAGGAGGAAAUAAUGAGACCUACUGGAAAGAACUCCACGCCGCCAUGGCCCUGACCAACCUGGCUCAAGUAAAGGAGAGCUCUGCGGCGGGUACAACCAGCUGUAUCAUCCAGAAGUCUUCGCAUAUAGCGGAGAUUAAGACUGUCAAAGUGCCCAUGCAAUCCCGACAUUAGCGGCUAACAGGCUGGACUGCGGUCGUAAUCGCCAAGACUACCUGAACACUUGAGUACGUAGCCUACUUCAUGCAAUAAUUUAGCUGAAAAUUAUCCACGACAGCCUUUUCGGAUACAUGUCGAUUGACCAGCGUGCCUCUUUUAUUUUUUUAAACCACUGUCUGAUGAAAAAUGACAAUGUUUGAUUUAUGGACAGUAUAGCUAUGUUUCCAUACAAAGACGCAGAACUGGAAUAUCGCAUAAAACGUUUGCGAAUAAACUACUUUUUUCAUCCUGAGAAUCGAAGUGAAGUUAAUAAUCUAAUUGCGAGAGGAGCUCAUGCUUAUGAUUGACCACAGCUGGUCCCGCAUUAGCUAACACAUGAUUUACCAAUCAGAUGAUUCCUAACUCACCAUAAAUAACCAGUUUUAUACCUCAGUUAUCUUCGUUUUGAAGUAUCCCCCUUCCACAUCUACUCCUCCCUUUUCCUAGAUAGGGUGGCACGGCGGCCCAGUGGUUAGCACUGUUGCUUCACAGCAAGAAUGUCACUUGUUCAAGUCCAUACCUGGCCAGUCAACGUUUCUUUGGGGAGUUUACAUGUUCUCCCCAUGCUCACAAUUUCCCCUGGGUUCCCUGGUUUCCUCCUACCAUCUAACGACAUGCGACAUCAUUGAAUUGACCAAACAAAUAGGCACCACAGAUGAGCUCUUAGUCAGCAGUAUAUCUCUCCAUAGCAAUACCUAGUUCGUCAUUAGCCAAAAACAAGCAGGGGAGUUCUCGAGAGCUACCUCAGCUCAAACUCCCCUCUCGCCCUGCAAAACUGGAGAGAGCCCAGAACUCGAGGAUCUUAUGAGCUAAGGGUUCUCUCCUGGGACAGCGUGCCAAACACGCUUUAUAAUCAAUCAGCAGCUAAUUCUGAACUCUUGAAAGGAACAAAAUCGUCACUUUUUGAUCAACUGGCGGCAAAUAUUAAAAAGAAAAAUUAAGUUUGCAGCUGGGAGAAGCCACUGUUGGCCUGC